UUCGCUUUCACGAUACUUCCAAACUUGAAACCACAUAUUCCUCUGAAAUCCAUACAAACCCAAACUCACAACAAAGAUGUGCGGCGCGGAUUGCUUUUUGAUGCUCCUUUCGGUUCUUUUCCCUCCCAUAGGCGUAUGGGUUAAACGCGGUGUCUGCAGCGCAGACUCGCUCAUCAACAUCGCGCUCUGCUGUCUCGGUUUCCUACCGGGUCUGCUUCACGCCUGGUACAUCAUCCUCAAAUACCCCGACCCGUACGAAUACGAGGGACUCCAAGGAGGCGAGCGUGCAGGAGGCACAGUCACAUACUUUUACGUCGCUCAGGGCGGACCGCCGGGACAUGCGAACUAUGGUACUGUGGGAAGCCAGCCCUCGGCCGGUCAGUUCCCCGGCCAGCAGGAGAGCGGCGUCGUGAAUGCGUUUCCGCAGCCGAAAGCGAAUCAAGGUGGACAAGCGAAGGCCCAGCCUCAGCAGCAUGUGCCGAAUGGCGAGGGGAGCAGUCAGCCGUCUGGGCCGCCGCCGACGUAUGCCGAUGUGAUAAAGGGGGACCAUAAGGUGCAGGGUCCGUGA
Messenger RNA from Westerdykella ornata, 568 nucleotides. Its product is annotated as UPF0057-domain-containing protein. Gene Ontology annotation, biological process: endosome transport via multivesicular body sorting pathway. The transcript has 2 exons. NCBI's taxonomy places the organism in Eukaryota, Fungi, Ascomycota, Dothideomycetes, Pleosporales, Sporormiaceae. The record is from RefSeq and is a predicted model, not a curated record. Bases 77 to 568 code for a protein of 163 amino acids. Gene Ontology annotation, molecular function: ubiquitin protein ligase binding. Gene Ontology annotation, cellular component: fungal-type vacuole lumen; fungal-type vacuole membrane.